AGUCUCAAGCUUCACAACCACAAUAUAUAGAUACUAAACAAACAUCAUAUCAUGGAUGUUUUAUUCUUAACCAUUUUCCUAAUCCUACCCAUUUUACUCACCUACAACCAAAUUAUACUAAAAUACAAACGUGACAACAAAAAUAAUGGUAAACUCCUACCCUUAAGAGUUCCCGAAGCCCCCGGAGCAUGGCCGUUCAUUGGCCAUCUCCACCUUCUCCACGGCCGGCUCCCGGUGGCCCGCACCCUCGGACACAUGGCCGAUAAAUACGGCCCCGUUUUCGGGCUCCGUCUCGGCAGCCACCCGGCAAUAGUGGUGAGCAGUUGCGAGGUAGUAAAAGAGUGCUUUACCACCAACGACCUAGUAUUCGCCAGCCGACCUAGUAUGGCCGUCGGGAAAUACCUAGGAUACAACGAGGCGGUUUUCGCGCUCGCCCCGUACGGCCGGUACUGGCGCGACGUUCGGAAAAUGGUGACGCUCGAACUCAUGACCGUAAGCCGGCUCAAGAAGCUCCGGCACGUGCGAACCUCGGAGGUGGAGCAUUGCAUUGGGGACUUGUACUCUAUGUGCCACGAAAAUGGCGAAGUGAACUUGAGCGAGUGGUUCGAGCAUGUGACGCUGAACAUAACCCUGAGAUUGCUGGUGGGGAAGAGAUUUUCCAGGAUCGCCAAGCAUCUCAAAGAGGUGGUCUCCAGAGCUUUGUAUCUCGGCGGAGUAUUUGUCCCCUCCGACGUAAUUCCGUCCUUGGAGUGGAUGGAUAUCGGAGGCUACAUCAAAGGUUUGAAGGAGGUUUCAAAGGAAAUGGAUGAAAUAAUUGGGACUUGGUUGCAAGAACAUAUUCGGAAUAGAAAGGAAGAUGAUGAUGAUCAAUCUGAUUUCAUGGAUGUCAUGCUCUCAUCUCUUCCGGAGGAUGCCGUCAUUUCUGGUCAUAAACGAGACACUAUUAUCAAGGCAACUACACUGAUUCUUAUAUUGACGGGAUCAGAGAGCACAGCAGAGACACUGAUAUGGACAACUUCUCUAUUGCUAAACAACCCCCAUGCAAUAAAAAUGGCCCAAGACGAAAUGGACAUGCAUGUGGGGAAGGAUAGGUUGGUUGAAGAGUCAGACAUCAAGAACCUCAAGUACUUUCAAGCCAUAAUAAAAGAGGGCCUACGAUUAUAUCCACCCGGGCCGCUAUCGGGCCCACGUGAGGCCAUGGAGGACUGCAAAAUAGGCAAAUAUCACAUUCCUAAAGGCACGCGUUUGAUUCUCAACCUGCUGAAAUUACACCGCGAUCCUCGGGUCUGGUCGGAACCUGAAGAGUUCAAGCCGGAAAGAUGGUUCAGGGACGAACAUGCGAGCAUAGGUUAUGUCGGGAAGAGCUUCGAGUACCUCCCGUUUAGUGGUGGGAGACGAAUGUGCCCCGGGAUGAACUUUAGUUUGCAAGUGGUGCAAUUGACGCUGGCACGUCUUCUCCAAGGCUUCAAUAUUUCAACCCCAAUGGGGAUGCCUGUGGACAUGAGUGAAGGCUUGGGAAUUGCCUUGCCCAAAUUGACUCCCAUUCAAGUUCUCCUCACUCCUCGCUUGCCCAAUCUAUUCCCCACAAAAAGUCAUUACACCGCUGAAAUUCGAACAUGUGACCUCUGAUUUGGGAGAGUCGUCACAGUUAGUUUGAGAUAAUAUAUGUGCAGUGUUAUGUAAUAUUACAAGUAUGCAUAUUGGAUUAAUAAUAAACCAUUGAGUACGUAA
Molecule: messenger RNA, 1731 nt
Organism: Ipomoea nil (Japanese morning glory)
Lineage: Eukaryota; Viridiplantae; Streptophyta; Magnoliopsida; Solanales; Convolvulaceae
Product: cytochrome P450 82C4-like
Exons: 3
Coding region: 52-1629 (525 amino acids)
Biological process (GO): defense response to other organism
Molecular function (GO): monooxygenase activity; oxidoreductase activity, acting on paired donors, with incorporation or reduction of molecular oxygen; iron ion binding
Source: RefSeq, a predicted model, not a curated record